AUCAGCCGACCACAGGCUCCCCUCAUCACUCUCGAGAUCUUCAUCAACAGCCAAAACAUCAACAUCACUAUGAGUGAUACACAUCCAAACCCCAAGGACUCGAUGAAGUCCACCUGGCGCCAGCUGGACCGCGACCAGUGGAGGUUCCCUCACUGGAUGGUCGAGAUGCUUGGCAUCCAUCACAUCAACCUGGAUCAGGACGUCCCCAUCCACUCCAAGGAGGACAAGAUGCCCUAUAUCGGCGAGUUCUCGCUGCACCGCUGGAUCCUCUGGCACUCGGUGCUCCCCCUCCUCGUCCACCAGCUGUAUGUCUCCUACACCGGCCGGCCCAUAGGCCUCAUCGCCGCCUUCUUCUUCUACAGUCUCGCCUUCAAGCUGAUCGCCAUCCACGAGCUGCACGUCCUCCGCCGCCUGGGCCACAAGGUCGGCUUCUUCGACGGCGACCAGCACGCGCGCGACGGGGUGCCCGACGUGGGGAUCGGCAAAGUCGUGCAGUCGCUCAUGUCCACCUCGACCUUCCGGCCGGUCAUGACCGUUUUCUUCAGCUACCGGCCAAGCCAGCCCCCGUCGCAGAUCAGCUGGGCCUGGCUCAUCCUGGAGAUUGGGCUGUACGGCAUCGUCCUCGACUUCUGGUUCUACUGGUACCACCGCGCCAUGCACGACUUCGAGGGUCUCUGGAAGUAUCACCGCACGCACCACCUCACCAAGCACCCGAACCCGCUGCUGUCGCUCUACGCCGACACAGAGCAGGAGAUCUUCGAUAUCGCGGGCAUCCCGCUGCUGGCGUACUUCUCGCUCAAGCUGAUGGGGCUCCCUAUGGGGUUCUACGAGUGGUGGAUCUGCCAUCAGUAUGUCAUGUUCGCCGAGUUGGCGGGACACAGCGGGCUGCGCGUCUGGACGACCCCGCCCUCGACCCUGGGCUGGCUGUUGAGGCUCACGGGGACCGAGCUGGUCAUCGAGGACCAUGAUCUCCACCACCGCAAGGGCUGGAAGCAGAGUUCGAACUACGGCAAGCAGACUCGGUUGUGGGACCGGUUAUUCGGGACCUGCCGCGAGCGGAUCGAGUGUCGGCCGGAGAAUGUGGAUUGGAAUACGGAGGUUAAGAUGCCGAUGUUCUAGGGUGGGUCUGAAUUUUUGGGAGUGGUUCGAUGGCUGCUGGUUUCGGCUGAUGUGUGCACGUUGAGGCUUGACGCUCGGUCAGUGUAUCUGGAUUCUGUGGAGCUCUGG
Molecule: messenger RNA, 1227 nt
Organism: Aspergillus aculeatus ATCC 16872
Lineage: Eukaryota; Fungi; Ascomycota; Eurotiomycetes; Eurotiales; Aspergillaceae
Product: sterol desaturase family protein
Exons: 1
Coding region: 70-1119 (349 amino acids)
Biological process (GO): ergosterol biosynthetic process
Molecular function (GO): iron ion binding; C-4 methylsterol oxidase activity
Source: RefSeq, a predicted model, not a curated record